UUUGUUCCGUUAACUCAGGACCAAAAAAAUAACCCCAUAAAAACCGGCGUCAACCUUUUUCCGGCAAAUCUCGCCGUCAUAUGUCUCAGAGGCCCACCGUCCCCCAUUCUUCUUCCACAGCCUUCGGCCUCCAUUCCCAUCUCCUGGUCUCCAGUGAGAUGAACCCUAGCUCCAAUUGGUCCCCUCGUUAAUAAUCCCAUCCGUCCAUCCAAUCGGGUCUCUCGUUUUUCGGGUUUUCCGGUGAAGCUUCAUUCGGCCCAUCAAACAAAGGAUUUUUCGAUCCAAAUCUUGGAUUGUAAAUUUUCUUAUUGAGAUCUGAUUUCAAGAGAAAAUAUGGGCGUUAAGGGUUUUGUCGAAGGCGGCGUAGCUUCGAUCGUGGCGGGCUGCUCCACCCACCCGCUCGACCUGAUCAAGGUCCGCAUGCAGCUCCAGGGCGAGUCCGCCGCCCCCAAACCCGAUAUCCAGGCUCUCCGCCCCGCCCUUGCCUUCCAGAACACCACCUCAUCCCAGGCGGCCCGUGCCUUCCAAGCUCCUCCUGUGGCGGCGGCUGCUCGUCCUGGCCCCAUCUCCGUCGGGGUGAUGAUCGUCCGGCAGGAGGGCGUGGCCGCCCUGUUCUCCGGCGUCUCCGCCACGAUCCUUCGGCAGACCCUCUACUCCACCACCCGCAUGGGCCUCUACGACAUCCUCAAGCAGAAGUGGACCGACCCCGGGACCGGCACCCUCCCGCUGACCCGGAAGAUCGCCGCCGGGCUGAUGGCGGGUGGCAUCGGCGCCGCUGUUGGAAACCCGGCCGAUGUGGCGAUGGUACGGAUGCAGGCGGACGGGCGGCUCCCGGCAGCUGAGAGGCGGAACUACCGGAGCGUCGGGGACGCGAUCGGCCGCAUGGUGCGGGAGGAGGGGGUGACCAGCCUGUGGCGGGGUUCAGCCCUCACUGUGAACCGGGCCAUGCUCGUGACGGCCUCCCAGCUGGCGUCCUACGACCAGAUCAAGGAGACCAUACUUGCAAAGGAGGUCAUGCGGGACGGGCUCGGGACCCACGUGACGGCGAGCUUCGCCGCAGGGUUCGUGGCUGCCGUGGCCUCCAACCCCGUGGACGUGAUCAAGACGCGCGUGAUGAACAUGAAGGUGCAGCCGGGCUGCCCGCCGCCGUAUUCGGGGGCCAUGGACUGCUUCCUCAAGACGGUCCGGUCGGAGGGGCCGAUGGCGCUCUACAAAGGGUUCAUACCGACGAUAUCGAGGCAGGGACCGUUCACGAUCGUGCUGUUCGUGACGCUGGAGCAGGUUCGGAAGCUGUUCAAGGAUUUCUGAGACCUUACUUCGGCGCCGGAAGGAUGAUGAUGACGACGACAAAAGAAUUUCUAGGAAUUUAUUAUUAUUAUUAUUAUUAUUUAUCGUUAUUUUGUUGUGUUGUCAUUUGUUCCGUAAGUUUUGGAAGGAAGCUUAGCUCCACAUGCCCGAACUUUCAUUGUUUUGUCACCCAUUUCAGUGUAUUUAUCUUGCCAAAUAUAUCUGAAUAAAUAUUGGCCAAAAGAUAUAUAUGUGAAUAAUUCAAAUUCUCUAUUUUGUUGA
Molecule: messenger RNA, 1569 nt
Organism: Punica granatum (pomegranate)
Lineage: Eukaryota; Viridiplantae; Streptophyta; Magnoliopsida; Myrtales; Lythraceae
Source: RefSeq, a predicted model, not a curated record